GCGUUGGCUGCAGUGUGGCGGCCAACAUGGCAGCUUCCUUGCCGUAAUCGUCGAGGAUGAUCGGCUGCGCGUUGAGGUGCCCGUCAAACCCCGAUUAAAUGUCGCAACUGAGCACCGCUUAUCGCUGCUGCACCCGCCGGCAUGGCUGCCAAGACGCAGGUGUACCUGCUCAACUUCUUCGUCUACAACCCCACGUACAGCAAGCGGGAAGACGAGGAGCACAAGAAGAUAAUUUAUUACUACCCUGAAGAUGCAGAACAAGAUGUGAAACUGCGUAAUGUUGGCCUCUGUGAGGCACUCGUGAAUUUUACACAAACCUUUUCUCCUUCUAAACACUGUGAAGUUCUGCACACCCAGAAGACUCGGCAGUUCUUCUUGCAGCCUGAAGAAAACUUCUGGAUGGUCAUGACGAUAGGCCUGCCAACGCAGCAGAAAACACGCAAUAACCAGUUAUACGUAGAACAUCUUUCUGACGACAUCCAGGACCACGUGUACCAGGCGAUCCUUGAGGGUGUUUACAAGAUGUUCCAGAUGUUUGGAGGCUCACUUUCGGAGGUGCUCGCUGAUCCAUCGAAAAAGGGCAAGCUGAAAGACUUUCUCGACUGGCAAAUUCCCCGGCUGCGUGUCCAGCACGCCGACCUUCUGGACGUGUUCCAAGGAGUGCAGUUCUUGCCACUGGACAAGCACGCGUUCCUCCGAGUCCAGUGCUUCGUCAACCGCCUGGAGGGACGCUUUGGGGAGAUCCGGUCUUCCGUCUUUCUCUGUAACGACCUGCUUGUCUGGAGUGGCCUGGAGCAAGGGGACAUGCAGGUGCUGUACCAGUACCUGGUGCACGACGUGCUACAGAGCACCGUCGAGAGCGAGCUUCUUCCGGGGUGCACUUUCGCACCGAGACCAGCUACGGGUGCCACCCAGUGUAGGUUUCUGUACGGUCCGGUUGACGAGGAAGAGACCCUGUCACGGACGCAGCGGAUCUACGUGUCCGACUCGUUAGGUCAGCGAGAGCAGUGCCAUCUGUUGAUCUUCAGGGCGUACAGCUCUACCAUCUGCCUCCUGGUCAACGUAAGACACGCGCUGACGGUGGCAUUCCUCAAGAGCCUGGAGGCUUACCUCUCCACAGAGUUCGUGGCCCUUGCCAACGAGAUCGGCAAGCAGGGCACCAAGCUGUCCAGCCUUUCCCCGCUGGACGGCCAGAGCAAAUACAUCUACUUCAACCGCAUGAACCUUGCUCAAAAGUCAACGGUGCACUCGGAGAGAAGAACGGGCAUCGUGGUGCCUCCGGAACUGGUUCGCUUCUUGGCGGACAUAAACGAGGAUUUGAAACACACCUGCUGUACCUGCAAGUUCCAUCGAUGCAGGGUUGAAGAUGCUGGCGAGAUGACGGCCAAGACAACCAGCGAGUGGUGGGUGGUUGGGAAAGUGUCUGAUCAGCGGGAGUUCUACGUCGUGCUCAACCAGAAGAGCGCCAACAUCAUCCAGAUACAUGAUGAAGUCAAGAGGCUAUGUGCCAGCCAGUUUCAGAACAUUUUUUUUCUCGACUGACUGCGGCCUCCACUCUAUCCUUGUACAUAAUAAAUAUGUUGCCCAGAAUCUUC
This is a messenger RNA of Rhipicephalus microplus (southern cattle tick), 1595 nucleotides long. It is a transcript of the gene Ccz1, whose product is annotated as vacuolar fusion protein CCZ1. Gene Ontology annotation, cellular component: Mon1-Ccz1 complex; intracellular membrane-bounded organelle. Gene Ontology annotation, biological process: vesicle-mediated transport. NCBI's taxonomy places the organism in Eukaryota, Metazoa, Arthropoda, Arachnida, Ixodida, Ixodidae. The record is from RefSeq and is a predicted model, not a curated record.